AAGAUUUGAUUUUUAUGAGAAGAUAACCAUAUCCAUCAUUACCUUCCUUCGUUCGGUGGAGUUGAGGGUUUGCAGAGUUCCAUUUCCCUUUCAAUUCUUCACCGUACCGCACCUUUCUGCUUCAAUUCGAAUACUUAAAUGCCUUAUUUUCAUCCAUAAUUCUCAAUAUCCAACCCUACAUACAAUUCAACACUUUCGUUUUCACAAUUCUUGAAAUUCCGAGUCUUCCAAUACGAGUGGAUAAUUUGUUGAAAUGGUUUUGGUUUCUCAUCAACCGCGGGUCUUGUAUGUCACGUUUUCGUCUAGGAAUAAUUUGCCAUGGAGCAAAAGUAUGAAGUUGAAGCAGUGUUUCACAAAACUUCACUUCAUUGGAAGAGCUGAUUGGCAUCACCGCAUGUUAAAGCAGACUAAUUGUCUAAGUGUAGGGCCUCCUCAAAUUUGUGGAUCCAAGCUUAAACCUUUGACGAUUACAAGCUUCAAAGGCAAUGAGCGAAAUGGUGAUUCAGAAGCCAGAGCCAAGGAGUUGAAGGUCCGCAAGACCUCAGUUAGAGUGGAAGAGAAGGGGGAAGUUAAGUCGGAGUCUCCAAAGACCCGUAAUGUUCCACUCAAUGGUGCUAAUGAGAGCCUUGCAGCAUCAUCUGGCAUUCAAAAACUUUUUAAAAAAUGGCUGACGAUGUUGCACUCUCCACCGUCAAAUCAAGAAGUGGAUGAAACUUUGGGAGAACCACCUCCAGAGGUUUUAUCAAAAACGUCACAAGGGAUGCAGCGGAGUGAAAAAAGUCAGAUGUUGAAGGUGGUGUGGUCUGCUUUUCAGUCUCUAGAUGCAUCAAUAAAGAUUCCACUUUUAAUAUUGUGAGUAUGACUGUUUGUUCAUUUCUGCAUAUUAUGUAUGCUAUCUGGUUACUCUUACUACAUCACUUAUGUUCGCUAUAAAUGGGAUUUUAGGAAAGAGAGAAGACACGUGUUCAAUCCUUAUUGUGGCAUAUGCAUAUUAUGUUGUUGAGGUGUCAACUUAAUAUGCCAUCUGCUAGUCACAUGUUAGAUUUUGACAAUUGUCAACUUGGAUUUAAUUGUUGAAGCAAAUUUUAGGUUAUCAGAGUUUACCGAGAAAAUUUAAAAAAAGGAAGAGAGGAAAGAGGAUUUGUGUUCAUUCCUUAUUUAAGUAUUAUGCAUAAUAUACUACUUUAUUGAGGUCUUAGAGUUAAUAUGCCAUCUUCUACUCACAUUUGAUUUCAUCAUAUGUUAACUCUUAAAAAAAGGUUAUUAACAUGUAUAGUAUAUCAAUACAUUGCUCUUUUUAGGUAGCUAUUAAUUUUAAUAUCCAGAUAAUGCAUUCCUUUUUACAUGAAAUUGUGAGGUUUUUUUGUUGUUAUUGUUGUUGGAAAUUCCGCCUUCAUUUGCGGUCCUCCCUUAGCCGCCUAGUUGUAGCAUUUGGGUUGCUUCGAUUGCAGCCUCCACCACCUUUAUUGUGUUGGGCGUGAAGGGAUGGAUUUAGUUCCAUAUUGCCUAGACCUAGAGAGAUAGUGUGUGUAGUGUUUAUAAAGCUUGGGAAGUCCUCACCUUACAAGUCAGUUUUGUAUGGUUGAGUUAGAGCCAGUCCAAAUUCUAAGUGUUAGAAACUGAACUGAGAUUGAAGAUGAGAAAGGAAGAGGGAGAGAGAGUUGUAACAGAUUUCUUUCAUUUCAUAAGGGAAAGGUAAAGUUAGUUACAAUAGUUAGAGCUAGGUUAUACAAAGAGAACUCAAAUGUGCUGACUCAGCAUAGUUGUUUUACACUUAUACCCGUAAUCUCUAAGACACUAUUAUUCUAAUACCAAGAUAGUAUCCCAGCGAUCCUACAUUUGUUGGGCUUCCUGCAUCGUCCACACUUUAGGCUCAUCGGACCCAAGCAUGAAGGGGG
Vicia villosa (hairy vetch) is the source of this 1898-nucleotide messenger RNA. RefSeq lists its product as uncharacterized. NCBI's taxonomy places the organism in Eukaryota, Viridiplantae, Streptophyta, Magnoliopsida, Fabales, Fabaceae. The transcript has 4 exons. The record is from RefSeq and is a predicted model, not a curated record. The coding region runs from base 254 to 856 and encodes 200 amino acids.